CUUCAAUCAGAGUCCAGCGUGUUCAUUUGGACAGGAAUUCUUGUUGUGAUCAGAACCAGGUGUGUGGAGCCACUAAUAAGUGAAGCAGUUGUUGUUGAAAAUCAGUUGGAGCAUUUUUGUGUAAUUGCUCUAUUGUUUUGCAAUGUAUUCGAUUAAUUUUAUCGGAAAAUGUGAUUAUGUUGUAUAAUGAGCUAGUCGAGUUUCAACUAUAGCAGUGCAAGAAGAAAACUAAUACGAUGUCAUGGUACCUUGUGCUUUUCUCCAUCUUCCUAACCAUCCAGCAGGUGUUGACAAUGGACUGUUCAAGAAGUGAAUGUUUGAAACUGGCAGAUCCCCUUGUUCGCGAGCCAAGAUUUAUUUUUCCCGAUAACAGGGAAGAUAUACAGAGGGGGUGUCGUACUUGGGAUGAAUUUGUGAACUGUUUGAAGCAUUACACCGAGGAAUGUUUCAAUGAGGAGGACAGGAGAAGGUUUAACAACGCUGUGGAAAGUCCAAUAGAGAACAUCCAUGAGUUGUGCAUGAAUGUGAAAUAUCAAAACGAAUAUCUGAAAUUUGCACCUUGCAUAAAAAGUACUAUAACCGAGAGGGACCAUUGUGGUUUGCAGUAUCAAAUGUUGGUUGACCAAGUGUAUCAAAGAGACAAUUCCCUUCCAAAAUCUACAUUAUGUUGUUUACACGACAAAUUUAAACAGUGUGUACAAAGAGAAACGAGAAGACUGUGCGACAGAGAUGGACAAAACGGUCAAGCUACAAGGUUUUCGAUGCAGAUUUUAGACAAAGCCCUUAGAUUCAUCGAAGAUCAAUGUGUUAAUUACAUACCAAACUCAGGAGACUGUAAUUCUUUCCAAGACUCCCUACCAUCUACAGAUGUUCUCUCUAUUUCAACAGUAUCUAGUGAAGUAUAUCCUUGGAGUACAAUACAAGAAACAAACUUCAUUAAAGAGGCCAGAAACCCCCCAAAUAGGGGAACUACUUCGAAUAUCUCGCCUCCUUACUCUUGGCAACCAUCUCCAAGUACACCUUCCGAAGAAAUGGUACCUCCUAGCUCUCCUACAUCAAUGACUGAUGUUCUUGGUUCUAGGACAAGGCCAGCAUCCUACGGAAGAGCCAGCAGUUGGAGCGAUAUGCAAGGACCAUCAGCUUCAGUACCAGUGACGCAAAACAGUUACCCCAUAUACUCGGAGAAAGUAUCAACAACAGAAUCACCGAAACCAUAUUGGAUGGCUACCACAUCUUCAUGGAAUGUCAUGAAAAAAGACAUCCCAAACUUAGGUUCAGCCAAUAACAACAGAGAACAAGCUCGUAAUCCAACACCAAAGGAAGCUUCUGCAAGUUACCAUACUACUACUACUGUAGAAACAACCCAUUGGUACCCUGCUGCUGGCAGCCACCUAUCAAAUGAGAUUGAAGAACCUAACCAGCAGGGGUUAACAGUGCAGAAGGACCAGGCCAGUCUGUUGGCCAGUUCCAUACACACGUUGUUUUUAGCGAUACUGUUCAAAUUGCUGGUAUGAUUUCACUGGACGUCUUCUUCCUUAAAGUUCUGAGAUAUUUUCAACGCGAUUCUGUUCAGAAUUUGUCUUCCGAAUUUUUUUUUUCAAUCCUAUCUUGUGUUGUAUAGGUUUAGUUUUAAGUUUAUCAUGCACUAGUCAGUUAGUUUUAAGAUGUGUAUUAUAUUAGGAAAAGAAUGGAAGAUCCUUCCAAUCCAGAUGAUAUAAGUUUUAAUUUACAUGGAUGUAUCUAUAUCUGUUUAGUUGAUAUACAACAAGAAAU
Messenger RNA from Coccinella septempunctata (seven-spotted ladybird), 1773 nucleotides. RefSeq lists its product as uncharacterized. The transcript is spliced from 7 exons. The record is from RefSeq and is a predicted model, not a curated record. The coding region runs from base 237 to 1514 and encodes 425 amino acids. NCBI's taxonomy places the organism in Eukaryota, Metazoa, Arthropoda, Insecta, Coleoptera, Coccinellidae.